UAGCGCAAAGGUUAACAUUCCCGUCAAGAUUGACAGGUGAAAAAAAUCCCGUUGACCUGAUUUUGUCACCAUAGUAAAUACUGUAGCUGUUAACCAUGAUUUCAUAGGACGAUGUCGGGGAUAUGAAAAGAUAAUGCUUCCUUCUUUCAUAUAACACGGUUAGCCAUUUGUAAAUUAUCCUCAUUUGACAUCCUCGUGUCGGUAAUAAUUGAACAGUUUUAUACAAGUUGAACAAAUGUAGUUCUCUUAAAGUAAAUAGAAGACAAUUGUAGAGCUUCUAACAGAUGAAAACACUUCAAUGACAGAGCGAGGAGAUAAUUAUCAACAUUAUAGAACGGUAGCAUCUUUAAGAAAUGUAGAGACAAGGAAAUCAAGUAUAAGUGAAUUAAAUUAUUACUGGGAAGAUAUUACCAGAGUGGAAGCUAAUGAAAAGUUAUUGGAUGCUGUUGACGGAAGUUUUCUUGUUCGUGAUUCGUCAACUGAGGGAGAGUAUACUCUUGUCUUGAGGAAAAAUGGAACAAACAAGUGUAUUAAGAUAUUACAUCAAGAAGGAAAAUAUGGUUUCGUGGAACCAUGUACAUUUAAUAGUAUAUCAGAUAUUGUUGAUUAUUUUUCAAAGAAUUCUUUAGAACAGUAUAACCCAGCAUUAGAUAUUAAACUUCUAUAUCCCAUAUGUAACAACAAUGAUGAGCUAGUAGUAUCAUUUGAAGAUAUAGAAAGAGCCAUGCAUUAUUUAGUUGAAAUCAACACAUCACAUCUUGACUUAGUUAAAUCAUUUAACAGAGAUCAUAGAAAAUUUGACUAUGUUUUAGGGGAAAUGAAAAGAUCACAUUUAACAAUAGAAGCAUUAGGUAUGAUGCGGAGAAUGUUUCAAGAACAGCAGAUAUUAAUAGAAAAUAAUCAAAAUAUGAUUAAAGCAGAGGAUGUUGAAUGUAUAUCGAACAACAUUGGAAGAUUAACAAGUCGUUUGAAUGAAAUAGAGCAGAACUUACAACAACAAUAUAUAGUUAUAAAAGACUAUUCUAACCAGUAUAAUCAAUUAACAGCUGAUAUAUGUAAUAAAAAACUAGAAAUAAAGCGAUCAAAUCAACUCCGUAAUAAUAUUAGACGACGUGUAAUUAAUCUGGGUAUAUCAGAUAAUUAUGUUGAUGGAUUAUUAGAAGAAGAGAAGGAUGAAGAUAUCCCUCAUUAUGAUACACGGUUAUGGCUAUUACAGAAAGACAGAACAGAAGCUAAUAUUUUACUGGAAAAUAAACCACAUGGUAGUUUUUUAGUUCGACCUAAAGACACAAAUACUCCAUAUAUUCUGUCUGUCAAAUGUGUUGAUAAAGUAGAACAUUGUAUAAUAUAUUUUAAUAAAAACAAGAAGACCUAUGGCUUUACGAAGGAAUUCUGUUUUUUCAAAACAUUGACUGAUUUGGUUAUUAAAUAUCGCCGUAUUUCACUGGUUACACACAAUGAAAAUGUGGAUGUUAAUUUAAUCUACCCAGCUCUAUCUGUACAUUGAAAACAAGAAGCAAGAUCUAUCUGUCUGUCAGUCUCAUAUUUUAUUACCUACAUCUAAAUAUGUAGGAUAAUGUUCAACUGUAGUCUUGAAAUUUUCACUUUAGAUACCCCAGAUAUUACUUCCAUUGUCAUAUACUGUAUUUCAUAUUCUUCUAACACUUAGUCAAAAAUUUCCCCAAAAAUCUGAAACUGUUCAGUGAUUUUAAACAUUUUAGUCAGUGCUGAAUUUACUUAUAGGCUUGGCUGACUGAAGCCUAGGGCCUCAAGAUCUAGGGACUAUCUGUCAAGGUGUAUUAUAUUUUUGACACUGUCAUAAGCCUUUCUUUCCUGUACAGUUGUCUUAAACAUCCAUCAUCAUCCUUGGCUUUGCACAAUUGUGUUUAAAACCAGCCUCUGCAUCUUCAGUGGUCUCAUUCCGUUCUACUCCAGAUAAUUUGAAUACAUGUCUCCCCCAUAGAUGAACCCAGAUGUUAGUGGAGUGGAACAGAAUGAGUCCACUGGGUUUAAAACACACCUUCAUUUUUCUCUCUAGCAGUGAGAGUAGGUGAUUUGGAUGUGCCUCAUUAAAGGAAUAGUUUAGGGUCUUGAUCUAAAUCCGGCACUGAUUUUAGUACAAAGUAAUAAUUAUUGUUUUUAUCAUGAUAGUAAAUGAAUUACAAUUUUAAAGGAGAUCAAUGAUGUAUUAUUUGUAGUGUAUAUACAUGUAUUUUUAAUUAUUUGUAAUUAUUUUUGUAUCAAAGAUAAAUACAUGCAUGGAGAUGUUAAUUUUUGUGAUAAUAUACACUUAGACUCUGUAACUUGUAGUCAGGACACAUAAUGUCAUACCAUUGUACCUAUAUCAUUCCAUUCCUUGAUCUUGACACUCAUAUUGGCUGUAGCUUAUAAGUAGAGAUUCUAUUUAUAAUUAGUUUAAACCGCUCAUAUUAUGCACAGAAAAUAUUCCUUCCAAAUUUGAUAAUUUUCCGGUUUGAUGAACAUCAGAUGUUACUUUCAUUCCAUUUAUUCAGACUGUGAUCACUUCAUUAAUGUAUAAUUAGUGAUAAUCAAAGUAUUUUAAAGUACUGCACUUUUAAAAAAUUAAAAAAUAUACAUUAUAUAGGUAUCAGGAAAGUCAUGGUCAAAAUGUUGAGACACUUCUGAUACUUGACUUAAGUAGAACACAAAGUAUCUGUUAAAGAUUUAAAAAGCCACCAAGGUAUACAAGGAAUGCCAUAUUAACUUCUUAUAGUUAUAGAUGAAGGUGUAGAAAGUUGUAAAGAUAGUGGUGUUACCCCUUUUUAAGGAAACCCCACAACAAUUAUGAUCCAAUCUGAAAUCUUUCAUCUACCCAAUAUAUUCUAUUUUUUCUUAUCCUGUCCCUUCAGCACUGUGUUUUAGCAUUCAGCAUUCUUACCUCCUUCAGUUCAACUGUGUUUAGUGUUUAUAAAGAUUCAUGACUAGAGUGGAUAGAUGUUAUUAAUCAAAAGAAAUAUUUUUGAAAUAUUAUGAUGUUACUUUGUGUUUUUUUUUUAUUUUAUUUAAAUCAAUCAAAACUUUUUAAUGCUUAAUUUUAUCAAAAUGUUUUUCAAUAAAAGGUGAAAAUUACA
Patella vulgata (common limpet) is the source of this 3092-nucleotide messenger RNA. Its product is annotated as phosphatidylinositol 3-kinase regulatory subunit gamma. The transcript has 9 exons. Gene Ontology annotation, biological process: insulin receptor signaling pathway; phosphatidylinositol phosphate biosynthetic process. Gene Ontology annotation, molecular function: 1-phosphatidylinositol-3-kinase regulator activity. Bases 299 to 1507 code for a protein of 402 amino acids. Gene Ontology annotation, cellular component: phosphatidylinositol 3-kinase complex. The record is from RefSeq and is a predicted model, not a curated record. Lineage: Eukaryota; Metazoa; Mollusca; Gastropoda; Patellidae.